Glycine soja is the source of this 513-nucleotide messenger RNA. Its product is annotated as polyubiquitin-like. Gene Ontology annotation, cellular component: nucleus; cytoplasm. The record is from RefSeq and is a predicted model, not a curated record. Gene Ontology annotation, molecular function: ubiquitin protein ligase binding; protein tag activity. Gene Ontology annotation, biological process: modification-dependent protein catabolic process; protein ubiquitination. The transcript is spliced from 3 exons. The coding region runs from base 1 to 513 and encodes 170 amino acids. Lineage: Eukaryota; Viridiplantae; Streptophyta; Magnoliopsida; Fabales; Fabaceae.
AUGGGUUCCCCCUCUUGUCCUCCUAAUAAAGGCUACUCUCCAGUCGAUGUGCGAAGUCCAGGAGCUCACAUUGGCCACAUCCACCCUAACAUGCCUAAGUUCCAAAUUUUGAAGUUGCUUAUUACAAUAUUUGCUGGUAUCCCUCUAGUUCAGCAGAGGUUGAUAUUUGCUGGUAAACAACUUGAGGAUGGAAGAACCCUUGCUGAUUACAAUAUUCUGAACGAGUUCACUCUGCAUUUGGUGUUGAGGCUUCGUGGAGGUAUGCAAAUAUUUGUGAAGACUCUGACAGGGAAGACCAUUACCUUGGAGGUGGAAAGCUCUGAUACUAUUGACAAUGUGAAAGCUAAGAUUCAGGACAAGGAGGGUAUCCCUCCAGAUCAGCAAAGGCUCAUUUUUGCUGGGAGGCAAUUAGAAGAUGGUCGUACCUUGGCAGAUUACAAUAUUCAGAAGGAAUCCACCAUGCAUCUUCCACUUCGCCUUCAUGGUGGUUGGUUGCUAAGCGAGUCCUCUUAA